UUGGUCAUGUGGUCGGUCUUCUUCGUCUUUCUGUCCUACCUGGACAGAGACCUGGUCUGGGGAGACCUCCUGCAGAGCCCCGGCGUGGACACGGAGAAGCAGAGCAAGGCGCUGUUCUCCAUCAUCAACGGCACGCUGUGCGCCAAAAUGUCCACCGCGCCGGACGACAGGUUCCUCGUCUAUCAGGUGUCGGAUGGGGGGAAGGUGGUCCGCUCCGUGGUGAGCGUCGCCGGGGGGGAGAUGGUGGACUGCUCCGUGACGGUGGACAGCGUGGAGGUGGAGAGGUUUGUGUGCGAGUGCCGGCUGGGGGCGGAGGGACAGGAGAGCUGGGUGAUGAGUCUUGACGCGUCUUUUACGCACAUGGAUGAGGCCAAGAUGAGAUGUGCGCGCUUCCAAGGGGAGGACAUCAGGGGUCCAUCUCAGGUCCUGAGGAGAUCCAGGAGAGGCUUCACCUAUCCUGGGACCCUCUGGUGUGGAGCUGGCAACAUGGCUGACCAUUACGAGCAGCUGGGGAGGUUUAAGGAGACCGACAGCUGCUGCCGCACACACGACCACUGUGCCCACGUCAUCCACGCGUUCUCCUCCAAAUAUGGAUACACUAAUUUCAAAUGGUACUCCAUUUCUCACUGUGACUGUGACGAGGCGUUGAGAGGCUGCCUGCGUCAAGUCAACGACACGUCGUCCAGGGUGAUGGGCCAGGCGUUCUUUAACGUCAUCGGCGUGCCAUGCUUUGAGCUGGUUUACGAGGAGCAGUGCGCCGAGCACCACUGGUACGGCUUAUGCAAGCGAUACGAGAAGUUCCCCAUCGCCGUGCUGAAGGAGGCCGUCCCAUACGACUACGGCGGAAUCUCCGUCAUUGACGUAGUGACUAGGGCUCCGCCCAUAACGAAAGAUACACCAGAUACUAACGUCGUAACCGUCGCUGAGGACUUCAUCAAGGUGCUCGCCACCGUCUCUACCUCGCAAAGCUCCAGCGCUGACAAACAGUCUGAGUCUCAGGAGAAGAAGAAGAAGAAGAAGCAGAAGAAGAAGAAGAAAAAGGGAAAAGGUCGGAAAAGAAAGCAGAAAGUUGAAGAAGCACCGUUGAGUAAUUUCAUCAGCGAGUCGGACAAACACGACCCGAUGGCGGCGCAAAGACCGGCCGAGGGUCCAAACCAACCUUCUAAUGAGGUCUUGGAGGACCAAGCAGUGGUGAAGACUACCUUGUCUCCUUCCAGACCAGCAGGACAAACAAGUCGCCCCUCAGUGAAAAACAGUCCGUCAAGAACUGGCCGCAGGAAGGAGAAGUUCCCUCAACCUGCGCUAAGUACGACCACCAUCACAAUCCCCACAUCGCAACAACAAAGCCCGCAUGUCCGACCCACUAAAGUCAAAAGAAACCGAUCAAAAGACGGAGGAGACAUUGUGUCCCACCAAACGGUCACCACCGAGCUCUCUCCAAGGACGGACGUGUUUACAGCUGGGGCUCCAACUUUUAGCGUGCCCACUAAACAAAGGUCACGGGAAAAAGGACGGAGAAACAAAAGGAUGAAAGCCGCGUCCCCUCUUUUUCGGGAUCCUCCCCAAAAUGUGCGGAAUCUCACACUGACAACAAGACACAUGAGCGGAGGAGCGAAGCGUGUAAGGUGGUCUCACGUACCUCAAGCCAUGAUGAGGAACACAACCAAGCCAAGGAAGAAAGCGAUGCCGACCGCCGUCUCACUCGCAGAAUUCCCACCUUUGACCUCCACACCCGCGCCAACUCCAGUCCAAACCUCCAAGCUGCGUGCGCCCACCUCGUUUGCCAUCCUGAUGAGCCCCAUGCAGCGCUCCAUUGAGAGAGUCAAGGAGCAAUUUGCCUGGAAGAAGAGGAGGAAAGCGGCUCUGACCAUCAAACCACAUUAAAACAUCACACUCAAUCAUCUUUUACAGCUUUAAAUCUCAUAAAACAUCUUUGAUUGUUGUGAAAUGUAUGUGCAUUAUGCAUGCCUUCAAUAAAACUAAAA
Messenger RNA from Nerophis lumbriciformis (worm pipefish), 1985 nucleotides. It is a transcript of the gene proca1, whose product is annotated as protein interacting with cyclin A1. Gene Ontology annotation, biological process: arachidonate secretion; phospholipid metabolic process. Lineage: Eukaryota; Metazoa; Chordata; Actinopteri; Syngnathiformes; Syngnathidae. Gene Ontology annotation, molecular function: A2-type glycerophospholipase activity. The record is from RefSeq and is a predicted model, not a curated record.